UGAUCAAUCCUCCAUUUUCCAACACACAGCUCCUCCGGCAGCGAGAGCGACGAGAGAGCCAGCCCUCUACCUGGAGAGGAAGCCGGGGACCGGGGCAGUCAUGGCAGCCAACAUGUACCGGGUCGGAGAUUACGUUUAUUUCGAGAACUCGUCCAGUAACCCACUGCUCAUCAGGAGGAUAGAGGAGUUGAACAAGACAGCCAAUGGGAAUGUGGAGGCCAAAGUGGUGUGUUUUUACCGGCGCAGGGACAUCUCCAGCACACUCAUCGCUCUGGCAGACAAACAUGCAAGGGAGCUGGAGGAGGAGAUGGAGAACCCAGAGAUGGCAGAACUCCCCGAGAAACAGAAACACCAGCUCAGACACAGAGAGCUGUUCUUGUCUCGCCAGCUGGAGUCCUUACCAGCAACGCACAUCAGAGGAAAGUGCUGCGUGACCCUGCUGAACGAGACAGAGGCCCUCAAGUCCUACCUGGACAGAGAGGAUGCCUUCUUCUACUCUCUGGUGUACGACCCUCAACAGAAGACCCUGCUGGCUGAUAAGGGCGAGAUUCGGGUCGGGAACAAGUACCAGGCCGACAUCACAGACCUCCUGAAAGAAGAUGAGGAAGAUGAGAGGGACCUGGAGAAGCUGGAGGAGAAGAUCUGGGACCCCAACAGUUUGCUGACGGAGAAGCAGAUCGACCAGUUUCUAGUCGUAGCUCGGUCGGUGGGGACGUUCGCCAGAGCUCUGGACUGCAGCAGUUCUGUCCGGCAGCCGAGUCUACACAUGAGCGCCGCCGCCGCCUCCAGAGACAUCACGCUGUUUCAUGCUAUGGACACGCUACACGCCGCGGGCUACGACAUGACCCGGGCCAUCGCCGCGCUGGUGCCUCAGGGCGGACCCGUCCUCUGCAGGGACGAGAUGGAGGAGUGGAGCGCCUCCGAGGCCAACCUGUUCGAGGAGGCGCUGGAGAAAUACGGAAAAGACUUCACUGACAUCCAGCAAGACUUUCUGCCCUGGAAGUCACUGACGAGUAUAAUUGAGUAUUACUACAUGUGGAAGACCACAGAUAGAUAUGUACAGCAGAAACGAUUAAAAGCAGCUGAAGCGGAGAGCAAGCUGAAGCAGGUCUACAUCCCCAACUACAACAAACCAAACCCAAACCAGCUGAGCAACAGCGUGAAGCCAGCGCUUUUAAACGGAGCGGUGGGCGCUGGGGUCCCAGGGGUCCCGGGGCCCCAGGGAGUCCCAGGGGUCCCGGGAGUCCCAGGGGUCCCAGGAGUCCCAGGGGUGCCGGGGGCCCCAGCGGCACCGGGAUCGGGGCAGACGCCCGGGCUGGGCAGAGCCUGUGAAAGCUGCUACACCAGCAGCUCCUACCAGUGGUAUUCAUGGGGCCCCCCCAACAUGCAGUGUCGUCUGUGCGCAUCGUGCUGGACCUACUGGAAGAAGUACGGCGGCCUGAAGAUGCCCACGCGACUGGACGGCGAGAGGCCCGGACCCAACCGCAACAGCACGAGCCCCCACGGCCUGCCCCUGCGGCACAGCGGCAGCCCCAAGUUCGCCGUAAAGACCCGACAGGCGUUUUACCUGCAGACCACCGGGCUGACGCGGGUGGCGCGCCGCCUCUGCGAGGACAUCAUCCGGCCCCGGUACCUGGCCCGGCACCCCUACCUCCCCGUCAACACGGCAGCCAUCAAGGCCGAAUGUGCCCUGCGGUUACCAGAUCAGCCAAAACAGCCUCCGCCGACGAAGCCUGUGGAGCGCAAGCCUCUGGAGUCUGUGGUCCGUUACUUAGAGGCACAUCCCCGCCCUCCCAAACCCGACCCCCCGACUCGUGGAUGCUCCAUCUCUACAGGCAGCUUCACCCCCAUAAAGUCCUCCCCCAUCCUCAACAACGGCUCCCCCACCAUCCUGGGCAAGCGCAGCUACGAACAGCACAACGGACUGGACGGUGAGCGACGCUCCGGCUGGAGAACCACCGGGAACUUACGGGGUACCAAAUCCAAAGCCCUGACUCCACAGUGGGACAUCAUGGCCAAACGCAUCAGCGAUGCGGGCCGAGCCUCGGCCUCUCUGCAGGAUGAAGUACACGAACUGGACUGAAAACUGCAGGAACCGUCUCUACGGCAACAGGGAGUGAGUGGGGGGAGACAUGACAGGGAAAAGGCUUUUUCCACUGAUCAUGACGGAGGGCAGCUGAGAGGAGGCGACGGCGUUGGCCACUUGUCUUCAGGCAGCACGGGUCUGUCGCGCUGCUGGAGACCAGCCCAUAAUCCAUCGCUUCGGCUCGGAGUCUUUCCGGAGAUGAGCCUGACUGUACAGAACUGUGUUUAUUACUUACAUUUCUCAUUAUUACCGUCUUUGUAAUUAUUGAUAUUGUAAUUUCUUCUUUUUUUUUUAUCAAUUAUAAUUCAGUUUGUUUGUCGAUCAAACGAUGGAACUUAUGAAGUUUCAUGAAAAAAGCUUGCAAAACCCUGCGGAAAAGGGUGGAAGAAGAGUAACAGAAGCCACUUGCAUCUUCUAUGUUUUCCUUUUUUCCUUUAUUUUUUUGAAUAAGUUCAGGUCAGAACGGAGACGCACUUUGGUUUCAGCUCAACGAGUUCAUCUUGUCUUUUGUUUCAUUGGAUCCGGGUGCUUUUGCCCAAGUUUCUUUCCAUUGCUGAUCUUCGGCCUGAGAGGUUUAACUUAUUGAGAAAGACUCUGUUUUAUGUUGGGUUUUUUUUUCUACCUUUUUCAUAAUUAAUGCAUCUACGCUUCAAUUCUGUAAUUAAAAAAAAAACAAACAAAAAACACAAACUUUUUUUUCCCCCCCCUUUUUUUUUCUUUUUUCUUUUCUCUUGGUGUCUCCACACGCAGGUGAAAGGUGACAAAACUUGCACUGAAUGUUCUCUCUGAGCUGGCGUCGGCCUGUUUUUCUUACUCCGCGCAGGUAUGCAGACAGGGUAUAUGCAAAUUACCGGAAACUUUUCAUUCCUAAUGGCUUUAUAUGUUAUCAGUAUUAAAACGGAUUCAAUGCACAAACAACCAUGUUUUGUAAGCAAACAUCUGAAAAGAACUAAAAAAAGAAAAAAAAAGGCAGGAAUGCAACCUGCUCUCAUGUCUA
Molecule: messenger RNA, 3083 nt
Organism: Cololabis saira (Pacific saury)
Lineage: Eukaryota; Metazoa; Chordata; Actinopteri; Beloniformes; Belonidae
Gene: mta1
Product: metastasis associated 1
Exons: 18
Coding region: 101-2083 (660 amino acids)
Biological process (GO): double-strand break repair; negative regulation of transcription by RNA polymerase II; response to ionizing radiation
Cellular component (GO): NuRD complex; nucleoplasm
Molecular function (GO): transcription corepressor activity; chromatin binding; transcription coactivator activity
Source: RefSeq, a predicted model, not a curated record